AUUUUCGAAAUUUUUAUAUAAACUUUUAUGUGCUAUAGCUUUGUAUUCAAAAGAGGAAAAUUAUAUUGAAAUAGUAAAGGAAUAUUUGAAUACGUUUUAAAAUGAACAUCCUAAAAGGUCUAACGAAAAUAAAGUCAAGUUUUGCGCGUUUUAUUGAGACGACAAACAACUUCAUGUGGGUGCAACGCAAUGAAAAGUUUGCUGAUAAACGUUUGGUUGUCGAGCAAUUAACGGACAGAGUUUUAGUGCGAGUAAAGGGAGAAGAGGUUGUGCCCUUCUUGCAAGGACUCAUAACAAACGAUAUGACUCAUCUGCAAUCGGGCAGCACACCUCUUCCUAAAACUUCUGCAAUGUACACAAUGUUCCUUAAUAAGGCUGGCAGAGUGCUGUAUGACUCUAUAAUUUAUCGUACGCCAGAGCCGAAUACUUACCUAAUUGAGUGUGAUAAAUUUAUAUCAAACGAAUUAAGUCGACAUUUGCGUCUUUAUCGCGUAAGGCGAAAUAUUCAAAUUGAUGCAGUUGAUGGAGAAUACAGACCAUGGAUUGUUUUUAACCCAGUUGGAAGCGUCGUUCGAAUGGACACAAGUGUUCAAGUGGGACAAGAAGUCAUUUCUACUCCAGAUCCUCGUAUACGUGACCUAGGCACACGUGUCAUCACCAAAACUGAUAAAACGUGGAAAGAUUUAGCAAACAUGUUUUCUAAAUCCGGCGACAUUACGGUAGCAAAACCUACCAACGACUGCAACUAUCGCAUGCAUCGUUAUCGUUAUGGCGUUGGAGAAGGUGUUCAAGACCUUCCGCCAGGCAAGAGUUUUCCAUUGGAAGCUAAUUGUGAUUAUAUGCAUGGCGUAAGCUUUCAUAAGGGAUGCUAUCUUGGCCAAGAGUUAACGGCACGAGUCCACCACACAGGAGUAGUUCGAAAGCGUAUAAUGCCUUUGCGAUUGUCUGUUCCGGCUUCACCAAAAUCGAUAAAUAUCUCAACAGAAGCAGGCACCAAUAUUGGUGUAAUUCGCGGAGCAAAUUUAGAUAGGGCUUUAGGACUUUUGCGUGUAGAACAAGCUUUAGGUUCAACCAAAUUGUUUGUAGAUGGCAAUAUAUGCUACGUAGAAAAACCGUAUUGGUGGCCAAAUGAAUUGCCAAAGAAAGCUAGAGUUGAGGGCUGCUAAAUUUGAAAUUUCCUAAACUCCACACUUUUAUUUUUUCUUAUUGUUAACUAGUGGUUAGUAAUCGUUGGCGAUUGUUAUGUAACUUCGAAUUAUCUAUAAUGCUAUGAUGUUUAAAAUCUCAAAUUAAUGGUAUAUAUUAUAAAUAUACUAAAUAUAUGUAUUUAUUGAGAUUUUGAAAA
Molecule: messenger RNA, 1345 nt
Organism: Bactrocera latifrons
Lineage: Eukaryota; Metazoa; Arthropoda; Insecta; Diptera; Tephritidae
Product: putative transferase CAF17 homolog, mitochondrial
Exons: 2
Coding region: 102-1166 (354 amino acids)
Cellular component (GO): mitochondrial matrix
Molecular function (GO): protein binding
Source: RefSeq, a predicted model, not a curated record